Molecule: messenger RNA, 2217 nt
Organism: Miniopterus natalensis
Lineage: Eukaryota; Metazoa; Chordata; Mammalia; Chiroptera; Miniopteridae
Gene: ADAM30
Product: ADAM metallopeptidase domain 30
Biological process (GO): proteolysis; male gonad development
Cellular component (GO): sperm head plasma membrane; external side of plasma membrane; plasma membrane
Molecular function (GO): metalloendopeptidase activity
Source: RefSeq, a predicted model, not a curated record
AUGAGGUCAGCCAGGGCCUCCCCAGGCCCUUUGCUCCCGGCGCUGGUCCUCGCCUUGCUCCUGGUUGACUCCCUCGGCGAGGAUUUAAAUUUUCACCCGAACUGGGGCUUUGACUCGUAUGAAAUCACCAUCCCCAAGAAGCUGAGCUUCCCGAACAGGGAGCGGCAUAUGAGCAGCCACAUGUCCUACCUCCUGCAGGUAAAUGGCAAGAAGCAUGUCCUCCACCUGCGGCCCAAGAGGCUUCUCCUGGCCCGACAUCUGCAGGUUUUCACCUACACAAAAGAGGGGAAACCCCUGGAAGAUUACCCUUACGUACCCAGGGACUGCAACUAUGUGGGCUUCGUUGAAGGAGCUAAGGAUUCUGAGGCUACUUUCAGCACCUGCACGGGGAGCCUCCGAGGAGUACUGAAAAUUGAUGACAAAUAUUACCAAGUCGAGCCCCUCAAGGCCUCUUCCAGUUUUGAACACGCCGUCUAUCUCCUGAAGAACCCGGGGGAGUUUCAGAACCAGAUCUGUGGCAUAUCUGAUGACCAAAGAGCAAAGCAGAUGCCCCAGCAUGUGAACAUGGGUAGGUCUGCUGGCUCAACUGGACCCUCUGUGCACCAAAAGUAUUUUGAAUUAGGCCUGCUCUUUGAUCAUGAGAGAUAUUUAUUUUCAAAUUCCAAUGUUACCGACGUGACAAACGAUGCCAUCCUUCUGACUUCGAUUAUGGACACUUACUUUCAGGAACUCCAUAUGAGAAUACUAAUGACUGCACUUGAAAUAUGGACAGAUGCAAACAAAAUAGAUACUGAAUUUCCAACAUUACAGAAAACUUUAGGCCAAUUUUUGAUAUACCAAAGAAAUAUACUAAGUAAUCAGCUUACAGUAGAUUGGGCACAACUAUACAUUAAAAGACAUUAUAUUGAUGCUGUUGCCUGGUCCUGGGGUAAAGUGUGUACUAAGAGGUAUGCUGGAUCUGUAAGUGUUUUUCCCGAUAUAGGCAUCCUUGGACCUGCCACUUGGGGUGCUCAUAAUCUGGGCCAUAGCGUGGGGAUGAUCCAUGAUACAAAAUACUGCAGAUGUCGCGGGAGGCGUAGUUGCAUCAUGGGCACUGGACGAAACGGGUUUAGUAAUUGUAGUGUUAUCCAAUUUUUUAACCAUGUGCAGAGCGAAGCAAACUGUCUAAAUAAUAUCCCAGGAAAAGAUUUUGUGGUUAAGAGAUGUGGAAACAGAAUUGUGGAAGACAGUGAACAGUGUGACUGCGGUUCCUUAGAGGACUGUGAAACAGACCCGUGUUGUGAAGCAGGCUGCAAACUCAGACUUGGCGCCAACUGUAGCACUGGACUUUGCUGUCACGACUGUCACUUUCGCCCAUCCGGGUACGUGUGUCGGAAGGAAGAAAAUGAAUGCGACCUUGCAGAGUACUGCAACGGGGUGUCAAAUUUCUGCCCAAAUGACACGUAUAAGCAGGAUGGAACCCCGUGCAAGUACGAGGCCCGUUGUUUCAUGAAGGGGUGUCGGUCCGCAUUUAUGCAGUGCCAGAACAUUUUUGGACCUGAUGCCCAGGAGGCUCCCCAUCAGUGCUAUGAAGCAGUUAAUGUAAUAGGUGAUCAAUAUGGGAACUGUGGGAUUAUAGGAGCUGGUAACUAUAAACAGUGCGCCAGGAAAAAUGCAUUAUGUGGCAGGGUCCAGUGUAUAAACGUCAGAACCCUCCCCGAUAUGCCAGAUCAUACGAGUGUCAUUUCUACUCACCUGCACGAUGAAAAUCUGAUGUGCUGGGGCACAGGCUAUCGUCUGUCCAUGACACCCAUGGGGCUUCCUGACUUGGGUGUGAUAAGUGAUGGUACCUCCUGUGGCAAAGGCAGGGUAUGUUUGAACAGAAUUUGCAUAAAUAGUUCAGCCCUGAACUUUGACUGUUUGUCUGAGAAGUGCAACCACAGGGGCUUUUGCAACAAUAACAAAAACUGCCACUGCAUGUAUGGCUGGGCGCCCCCGCUCUGCGAAGAGGAAGGGUAUGGGGGGAGCAUCGACAGCGGGCCGCCGGGGCCCAUGAAGGACGAGGUGCCCGCCUCAGUUCAGAUUGUGUUCCUCAUGUUAACACGACUCACGUUAUUAGCCAUCACGGUGAUUGUCGUGUUUUUCAGGCAAUUCAUAGGAAAUUACUUAAAACCCACAGCGAAAGAAACACCACCAGCUGACACUGAAGGUGUUAAACCCAAGGCAAAAAAUCUUUAA